Messenger RNA from Nematolebias whitei (Rio pearlfish), 1209 nucleotides. RefSeq names its product probable cytosolic iron-sulfur protein assembly protein 1. Lineage: Eukaryota; Metazoa; Chordata; Actinopteri; Cyprinodontiformes; Rivulidae. The record is from RefSeq and is a predicted model, not a curated record. Gene Ontology annotation, biological process: actin filament organization. Gene Ontology annotation, molecular function: actin filament binding.
AUGAACUCUGAUGUGAAGAAACUAGCUGACGGGUUUGCGGAGGAUUCGGAAAAUGAUGCAACAUUUUAUGGUUUUUCUGACUCAGAGCUCCUGGAUACAAAUUCAGAUGAAGCCUGCCCUGACGUUUCUCCUAAGAGGCUUCCAUCUAAACCAUCUGCAACCUUUAGACCUUUCAGGAUGAGGAUUGCUCUGGGCUCUGCUUCCUCUCAGUCCACAGAUUAUGAGGAUGAAGAGGAAGACAAAAUCGCCCAAAAUAGAGGAGUGCUGAGGCCAAGGAAGACCAACGCAGCAAAGAAGGAAAGAUGUGAUGUGAAAUUUGAGGAUGAGGAGACAGAAGUGACUCAGCCUGAGGGAAGUGGAUCUGAUUCAAAUGAAGAUGUUUCAGAUACUUUUUUGGCCAAGAAAGUUAAUAAAGCAGAUCUGCAGAAAAUAGGAGGAGCUGGGGUUUUGAAAAACCAAACAGAAAAGGAAACAACGAAGCUCUCAUCCACAGGCUUGGCUGAAGGGGAGUCUAAGAAGAACCCAGAAUGAGCAUCUCGCAGAUUAACUCACUCAAUGAGUGGAAGAAAGGAACCAUCACCUCCUAAAGAGGCAGGUGUGGAGCUCAGCUUAGAGAAAGCGCUGCUGGAGAUGCAUCGAGCUCCACAACGCCGUGGCUCCAGUCGAUCUAAACAGAGCAAACCUCAUAUAGUUCGUCCAGUCGAGAACAUCACGGAAGAUGCGCUUCAGCUGGUUGCAGACAAUAUGACUGAUAAAGUCAGAUCUGGCCGUCUGGACUCUCAUUACCCGAAGGUAUGCGGUCACCAAGGCAAUGUGCUGGAUAUCAAGUGGAAUCCCUUCUUUGAAAACAUCAUUGCAUCCUGCUCUGAAGACACCUCGGUUCGAAUAUGGGAGAUCCCAGAGGGUGGUCUGAGGCGCAACAUGACGGAGGCAGUGCUGGAGCUGUACGGUCACAGCAGGCGGGUGGGUCUGAUUGAGUGGCACCCCACAGCCAGCGGCAUCCUCUUCAGUGCAGGCUAUGAUUACAAGAUCCUGAUCUGGAACCUGGAGAUUGGAGAGCCGGUGAAAAUGAUAGACUGCCACACUGACGUCAUCCUGAGCUUGUCCUUUAAUACUGACGGCAGCCUGCUGGCCACCAGCUGCAAAGACAAGGUGCUGCGAGUCAUUGAGCCUCGCUCUGGACGAGUCCUUCAGGUGAGACUUCUAUAA